UCGCGCAUGUGGGCGCUCCGCUCGCUGCUGCUGCUGCGGUCCGUGGCCGGGCGCACCAUGUCGCAGGGACCCGCCCGCCGCCAGCGGCCGCCCAAGGACCCGCUGAGGCACCUGCGCACGCGAGAGAAGCGUGGCCCAUCGUGGGAGCCCGGGGGCCCGAACACCGUGUACCUGCAGGUGGUGGCGGCCGGCGGCAGGGACGUGGGCGCGGCGCUCUACGUCUUCUCCGAGUACAACCGGUAUCUCUUCAACUGUGGAGAAGGUGUCCAGCGACUCAUGCAGGAGCACAAGCUGAAGGUAUCUCGUUUGGACAACAUAUUCCUGACCCGAAUGCACUGGAGUAAUGUUGGGGGAUUGUGUGGAAUGAUUCUUACUUUAAAGGAAACCGGGCUUCCAAAGUGUGUACUUUCUGGACCUCCUCAACUGGAAAAAUACCUAGAAGCUAUCAAAAUAUUUUCUGGUCCAUUGAAAGGAAUAGACCUGGCUGUGCGGCCCCACUCUGCGCCAGAAUAUAAGGAUGAGACCAUGACGGUGUUCCAGGUCCCCAUACACAGUGAACAGAAGUUUGGAAAUCACCAGCCAUCGCAGAGCCCAGAAAGGUUCAGUCCAGAGCAGUCUUCAGACUCUGCAUCAUCUGAAAAUGAUCAGCACUUUCCAGAUGGUGUUAGCCAGAGAAAGGGUGGCAGGGACCCCUCCUUGGUCGUAGCUUUCGUCUGUAAGCUUCACUUGAAGAAAGGAAACUUCCUGGUGCUCAGGGCCAAAGAGUUGGGGCUCCCAGUUGGGACGGCUGCCAUCGCCCCCAUCAUCGCUGCUGUCAAGGACGGGAAGAGUGUCACCUUCGAGGGAAGAGAGAUUUUGCCUGAAGAGAUCUGUACUCCUCCGGAUCCCAGUCUUGUUUUUGUUGUGAUCGAAUGUCCAGACAAAGGAUUCAUCCAACCCAUCUGUGAGAAUGCUGCCCUCCAGAGGUACCAAGGGAGUGCCGAUGCCCCCGUGGCCCUGGUGGUGCACAUGGCCCCGGAGUGUGUGCUUGCCGACGGCAGAUACCAGCAGUGGAUGGAGAGGUUCGGGCCUGACACCCAGCACCUGAUCCUGAACGAGAAUUGUACGUCAGUGCACAACCUCCGUAGCCACAAGAUCCAGACACAGCUCAACCUCAUCCACCCCGACAUCUUCCCCCCGCUCGCCAGCCUCCGCUGUAAGGAAGAAGGUGCUGCCUUCUCUGUGCCCACCGUCCGCGGUGAAUGCCUCCUCAAGUACCAGCUCCGUCCCCGGAGAGAGUGGCAGAGGGAUGCCCUUAUUACUUGCAAUUCUGAUGAAUUCAUAGCCGAGGCCCUGGAGCUCCCCAAUUUCCAAGAGAGCGUGCAGGAAUACAGGAAGACUGCAACGGACGUCCCCGUCGCAGCAGAUAAUAAAAGCCAGUAUCCAGAAAUCAUCUUCCUGGGAACAGGGUCUGCCAUCCCGAUGAAGAUUCGAAAUGUCAGCGCCACACUUGUCAACAUCAGCUCCGACAAGUCCUUGCUGCUGGACUGUGGUGAGGGCACGUUCGGGCAGCUGUGCCGUCACUUCGGAGACGACGUGGACAGGGUCCUGGGCACCCUCGCUGCUGUGUUCGUGUCCCACCUGCACGCGGACCACCACACGGGCUUGUUAAAUAUCCUGCUGCAGAGAGAACGAGCUUUGGCAUCCCUGGGAAAGCCCUUCCACCCUUUGCUGGUGGUCGCCCCCACCCAGCUCAAGGCCUGGCUCCAGCAGUACCACAACCAGUGUCAGCAGCUCCUGCAUCACGUCAGUGUGAUCCCUGCCAAAUGCCUUCAGAAAGGAGCUGAGGUCUCCAGUCCCACAGUUGAAAAGUUGAUUAGUUCGCUGCUGAGAAUCUGUGACUUAGAAGAGUUUCAGACCUGCCUGGUGCGGCACUGCAAGCAUGCCUUCGGCUGCGCGCUGGUCCACACGUCCGGCUGGAAACUGAUCUACUCGGGGGACACCAUGCCCUGCGAGGCUCUGGUCCAGAUGGGGAGAGACGCUACCCUCUUGAUUCAUGAGGCCACCCUGGAAGACGGCCUAGAAGAGGAAGCCGUGGAAAAGACACACAGCACUACCUCCCAGGCGAUUGGCGUGGGCACGCGGAUGAACGCCGAGCUCAUCAUGCUGAACCACUUCAGCCAGCGCUACGCCAAGAUCCCCCUCUUCAGCCCUGACUUCAACGAGAAAGUUGGGAUUGCCUUCGACCACAUGAAGAUUUGCUUCAGGGACUUCCCCACGGUGCCCAAGCUGACGGCCCCGCUGAAAGCCCUGUUUGCCGGCGACAUCGAGGAGAUGGAGGAGCGCAGGGAGAAGAGGGAGCUGCGGCUGGUGCGGGCGGCCCUCCUCUCCCGGGAGCCGGUGGGCGGCCCUGAGGACCGCGAGCUCCAGCAGAAACGGGCCCGUGCUGAGGGUCCCCUGAGCCCACAGAGCAAGAAGGUCAGGGCAAAGUGAAUUCAGGUCCAGGCGUGACCCUGAACUCGGAAGGCUCACGUCCUGCACCCCACAC
Messenger RNA from Molossus molossus (Pallas's mastiff bat), 2527 nucleotides. RefSeq names its product elaC ribonuclease Z 2 (gene ELAC2). Gene Ontology annotation, biological process: mitochondrial tRNA 3'-end processing. Gene Ontology annotation, cellular component: mitochondrion. The coding region runs from base 7 to 2472 and encodes 821 amino acids. Lineage: Eukaryota; Metazoa; Chordata; Mammalia; Chiroptera; Molossidae. The record is from RefSeq and is a predicted model, not a curated record. The transcript has 24 exons. Gene Ontology annotation, molecular function: 3'-tRNA processing endoribonuclease activity.